AUGAAUAUCAUGAAGUGGGAGAAGGCUGACUGGGAUCCGAAGGGAUCCUGGGCCGCACGGGUGUGCUUUGAGUGGCGAGAAUUUGUGUUUCGCUUCCGCCGCGCAGCGCCGCUCGCUCAUCCCGUGACACUAGGUUUGGCAGGUUUGGCUGCUACUUAUGGUUUGAACCUAAAUGUUCUGCAAGCUUGGGUGAUAUGGAAUACAUGCAAUGUAGAAAACAAAAUGAUAUCAGUGGAGAGAAUUCUUCAGUUCACAAAGAUACCAAUUGAAGAACCACUAGUGAUUGAAGACAACAGACCAGUUCCUGAAUGGCCAAUGGCAGGAAAAAUUGAAAUCGAAAACCUUCGUGUGCAAUAUAAUCCAGCUCUCCCAACUGUUCUCAAAGGGAUCACUUGCACCUUCCCUGGAGGGAAGAAAAUAGGAGUCGUAGGCAGGACAGGGAGUGGAAAGUCCACUUUGAUCCAAGCGCUCUUCAGGAUAGUGGAACCCUCAGGAGGGCAGAUUCUUAUUGAUGGUGUUGACAUUUCUAAGAUAGGUCUGCAGGACUUAAGGUCAAGGUUGAGCAUUAUUCCACAAGACCCAACUUUAUUUCAAGGAACAAUGAGGAACAAUCUGGAUCCUUUGCAACAACAUUCUGAUCAAGCACUCGGGGAGGUUCUGAAUCAAUGUCGACUGGCGGAGAUCGUUAGGCAGGACCAAAGGCUUCUUGAUACACCUGUUGCUGAAGAUGGAGAAAACUGGAGUGUUGGACAGAGGCAGCUUGUUUGCCUGGCCCGAGUGCUUUUAAAGAAAAGGAAAAUUCUCGUCUUGGAUGAGGCUACAGCUUCUAUUGAUACAGCAACAGAUACUCUAAUUCAGCAGACAAUAAGAAAAGAAACGAGUGGAUGCACUGUGAUCACUGUGGCUCACCGGAUUCCUACGGUUCUCGACAAUGACCUGGUUUUACUUCUUGAUGAAGGCAGGGUUUUAGAGUAUGAUUCUCCAGCUCGGUUACUUGAGGAUAGUUCUUCUGCAUUCUCCAAAUUGGUUACAGAAUUUUUGAGGAGAUCUUCCAUGAGCAAGGGCCUAUAG
Molecule: messenger RNA, 1071 nt
Organism: Prunus dulcis (almond)
Lineage: Eukaryota; Viridiplantae; Streptophyta; Magnoliopsida; Rosales; Rosaceae
Product: ABC transporter C family member 3-like
Exons: 5
Coding region: 1-1071 (356 amino acids)
Biological process (GO): transmembrane transport
Cellular component (GO): vacuolar membrane; plant-type vacuole
Molecular function (GO): ATP binding; ATPase-coupled transmembrane transporter activity; ATP hydrolysis activity
Source: RefSeq, a predicted model, not a curated record